AUGAAUGUGAAGCUGAACCCUGCAGGAAUGGUGGAAUCUGUACAGAUCUUGUUGCCAACUACUCCUGUGAAUGUCCAGGUGAAUUUAUGGGAAGGAACUGCCAACAGAGGUGCUCUGGCCCACUAGGGAUAGAAGGAGGGAUUGUGUCAAACCAACAAAUCACUGCAUCCUCCACUCACCGAGCUCUCUUUGGACUCCAGAAGUGGUACCCCUACUAUGCACGGCUUAAUAAGAAGGGUCUUGUGAAUGCCUGGACUGCUGCAGAAAAUGACAGAUGGCCAUGGAUUCAGAUAAACCUCCAGAAGAAGAUGAGAGUCACUGGAGUUAUAACCCAAGGUGCCAAGAGGAUUGGAAGUCCAGAAUACGUAAAAUCUUACAAAAUUGCCUACAGUAAUGAUGGGAAGUCAUGGACAAUGUACAAAGUAAAAGGCACAAAGGAAGACAUGGUGUUCCGUGGGAACGUGGACAACAACACGCCGUACGCCAACUCCUUCACGCCGCCCAUCAAGGCCCAGUACAUCCGGCUGUACCCCCAGGUCUGCAGGAGGCACUGCACCCUCAGGAUGGAGCUGCUUGGCUGCGAGCUCACAGGUUGCUCUGAGCCCCUGGGGAUGAAAUCAGGACACAUCCAGGAUUUCCAGAUCACUGCCUCCAGCGUUUUCCGUACCCUCAACAUGGACAUGUUUGCCUGGGAGCCCAGGAAAGCCCGGCUGGACAAGCAAGGCAAAGUUAACGCCUGGACCUCUGGCCACAAUGACCAGUCACAGUGGUUGCAGAUUGACCUGCUCAUCCCUACGAAGAUCACUGGGAUAAUCACCCAAGGAGCUAAAGAUUUUGGCCACGUCCAGUUCGUGGGGUCCUACAAGCUUGCUUACAGCAACGAUGGGGAGCACUGGAAAAUAUACCAGGAUGAAAAGCAGAAGAAGGACAAGGUGUUCCAGGGGAACUUUGACAACGACACGCACCGCAAGAACGUCAUCGAGCCGCCGAUCUACGCCCGGCACGUGCGCAUCCUGCCCUGGUCGUGGUACGGCCGCAUCACCCUGCGGUCCGAGCUGCUGGGCUGUGCAGCUGAGGACUGAGCCCACCCCAUUCCUGCUGUAGAAGAAGCUUGUAGGAUGCUGAGUGGGGUUUUUCCAUGAACCAGUGCUCGCUCAUUUUUAUGGUAGGCCGCUAGCUGUCUUUCGCCAGGAGGUCUAAGCCUGCCCUUUUAAAACGAUCCGAUCCGGUUUUUUUGCCCUUGAAAAUCUGUUGGUGUUGUCCCUUCUGCUGUGGAAUUAUCCUCCUAGUUCUCCCUUGAGUUGUUCACCACCAGUUGAAACGCGUUGAGGGAAAAAGAGAAAAAAGAAAAAAAACAGCAGCAUCCUUUUUACAAGGGAAGAGAAACAGUGUGAAGCUCAUUUGUGGCUUCAGGAACAUUGGGCUGAUGAGUUCUCCAUAACCCAUACCAUCACCUUACUUGCAAAAAGUGAUACUGCAGCUUUUAGCAAUAAGUUUACUUGGGGAUGACUGCAUUAUAGUAAUUGUGCCUAUCAAACACACUGUCAGUUCUUACGACAUAUAUUUUGGGAAAUUCUCCCUGGUACUGUUAAAACACGGUACCUGUGGUGUUAUGAGCUACCUUUCACCACUUUCAUCCAGACAGCAGAGUCCACGCACCUGAAGGGUUUUCCUAACUGCCCCAUUUUCCUUCUCUAUUUUGCAUGCUGUAGACACGGCCUCCAUC
Messenger RNA from Pyrgilauda ruficollis (rufous-necked snowfinch), 1726 nucleotides. RefSeq names its product EGF like repeats and discoidin domains 3 (gene EDIL3). Bases 87 to 1082 code for a protein of 331 amino acids. The record is from RefSeq and is a predicted model, not a curated record. Lineage: Eukaryota; Metazoa; Chordata; Aves; Passeriformes; Passeridae. The transcript has 7 exons.